Diospyros lotus (date-plum) is the source of this 1027-nucleotide messenger RNA. Its product is annotated as glutathione S-transferase U25-like. Gene Ontology annotation, molecular function: glutathione transferase activity. Lineage: Eukaryota; Viridiplantae; Streptophyta; Magnoliopsida; Ericales; Ebenaceae. The transcript has 2 exons. Gene Ontology annotation, cellular component: cytoplasm. Bases 156 to 818 code for a protein of 220 amino acids. Gene Ontology annotation, biological process: glutathione metabolic process. The record is from RefSeq and is a predicted model, not a curated record.
CCCAGAAAGAGAGAAAAUUUGACUGCCGAAUUUUUCAGCUUCAAGGUCAAGCUAAUCUCCUCCAUAAAUACUCACUCGAACCCACUCUCAUGGCACCCACCCAGAAUCAGAAAACACUACAUUAGCAAACACUGCUUCUCUCAGGAGCUGCAUCAAUGGCGGACGAACUGAUCCUCCUGAACAUCUGGGCGAGCCCUUUCGGGAUGAGGGUGAGAAUCGCCCUGGCGGAGAAGGGGAUAGAUGGGUACGAGACCAGGGAAGAGAAUCUCCAGAACAAGAGCCCUCUCCUCCUGCAGAUGAACCCCGUUCACAAACAGAUUCCCGUGUUGAUUCACAACGGCCGGCCGGUGUGCGAAUCCCUCAUCAUCGUUCAGUACAUCGACGAAGUCUGGAAACGUGGGUCUCCUCUGCUGCCGUCCGAUCCUUACCGGCGCGCCCAUGCCAGGUUCUGGGCCGACUACGUUGACAAGAAGUUAUAUAGUUUAGGGAAGCUGAUAUGGCUAGCCACAGGGGAAGCCCAUGCAGCAGCAAAGGAGGAGCUGAUUGGUUGCUUCAAGCUGCUGGAAGGAGAGCUGGGGGACAAGACUUAUUUUGGGGGCGACAGCUUUGGCUUUGUGGAUGUGUCACUGAUCCCAUUCUACAGCUGGUUCAAUGUGUUUGAACAUUUUGGCAACUUCAGCAUGGUGGCUGAGUGCCCAAAACUUGUUGCUUGGGCUCACAGGUGCGCUGAAAGGGAAAGUGUUUCCAAGUGUCUUCCUAAUGAGAAAGAGUUUUUUGACUUCGUUGUGGAGCUCAGAAAGAAGGCCAUGACCAAGUAGAAGGUUUUAGCAGAGAUAUGGUUGUGAAUGAUACGAAUGUCUUGGCCCAUUUCACUCCCUAUUUGGUUGUUUAUGUAAGGAGUGGCUCAUAAUAAAGUAGGGCUUCGAGUAGUUGUCUGUAUCUGUGUUUUUCAGUGUUUCAUCUGAAGUAUUAACAAUAUGCUAUAAUGUAUUGUGUUGAUGUCAAUUUUAGUGAUUUGUUUCACCAA